GUGUGAGGCGGAAUCACUACAAUCCGUCUGUGCCCAUAGUUUAGCCUUUCAAACAGGAUUUUACAUUCCUUCACCCCUGCGAGGUGUGUGGACUUAAAUUAUGCGUUUUAAGAUCGACCCGAAUCAAAGAUGCAAUGGAGGUCAAUAGUAGUUGGUCUGGUCGUACUGAGACUCUCCCUCAGCUGUGUGCUGUGGCUAGCCUUCGGGCUCGGACCUAACGUUAGCUGGGGGUUCAACUUCCCUCUCAGUUUCGGUUUGCACAAAUUGGAUCUGCUAUUCAGGGAGGAAAAGGGUACCGGCCCGAGGGGCAACUCGUGGUCUCAACGACUACCCGGUCAGAAAUAUGAAGAGACGGCGAGCACCUGUGCAAAGGUCGGAGAGGAGUCACUCAAGAGAUCCUACCUGAGCUUCUUCGAUGGCAACAAGGACGAGUACGUCCGGAGAUACAGCUCCUUCCCGGACACGCUGAAGGCGAAAAUGAAGACCAUGGCCAAAGAAAUGUUCUAUUUCGGUUAUGACAAUUACAUGAAAUAUGCUUUUCCCGAGGACGAGCUGAAUCCCAUUGACUGUGAGGGGAGGGGACCAGACGUGCUAAACCCGUCAAACAUCAACAUAAACGACGUCUUGGGGAACUAUUCCCUUACACUAAUUGACACCUUAGACACCCUAUUGGUGCUCGGAAAUGUGACGGAGUUCCAGAGAGCUGUCAAGCUGGUUAUAGAUACUGUGUCUUUUGACAAGGACUCAACUGUGCAGGUUUUUGAGGCAAACAUCAGGAUCUUGGGAAGCCUCAUCUCAUCUCACAUCCUGCUGACGGACCCAAAACAUCCCUUUGGCAAGGUGGGCUUUGAAGGUUACGAUAACGAGCUGCUUCACUUGGCUCAUGACUUGGCUGUCCGCUUGCUGCCGGCCUUUGAGAACACCAGCACAGGCAUUCCUUACCCCCGGGUGAACCUGAAGACCGGAGUACCUCCUGAUAGCAUCAAUGAGACUUGUACUGCUGGAGCUGGGUCCCUGCUGGUGGAGUUUGGGAUUUUGAGCCGCUUGAUUGGAGACUCCACGUUUGAGUGGGUUGCCAGACGAGCUGUGAGAGCUCUGUGGAGCUUGAGGAGCAACGAGACCGGUCUGUUAGGGAAUGUAGUUAAUAUCCAAACAGGCCAGUGGGUCGGCAAGCAGAGCGGUCUGGGAGCUGGUAUGGACUCCUUCUAUGAGUAUUUGCUCAAAUCAUACAUCCUUUUUGGUGAGAAAGAGGACUACGGGAUGUUCCAAGCGGCUUAUGAGAGCAUUCAGAACCACAUGAGGAGAGGGAGAGAGUCAUGUAAUGAAGGAGAGGGUGACCCACCUCUCUAUGUUAAUGUGAACAUGUUCAGCGGUGAGAUCAUGAACACCUGGAUUGACUCCCUUCAGGCCUUCUUUCCUGGGCUGCAGGUCCUGAAUGGUGAUGUAGAUAAUGCCAUUUGCCUGCAUGCCUUUUACUAUGCCAUCUGGAAGCGCUUCGGGGCUUUGCCAGAGAGAUACAACUGGCAGCUGCAGGCCCCUGAUGUGCUCUUCUACCCAUUAAGGCCAGAGCUGGUGGAGUCGACCUAUCUGCUGUACCAGGCGACCAAAAAUCCUUUCUAUUUGCACGUUGGAAUGGACAUUCUCCAGAGCCUUGAGAAAAAUGCCAAAGUCAGAUGUGGGUAUGCCACUCUCCACCACGUCGUGGACAAAUCCAAAGAGGAUCGUAUGGAGAGCUUCUUCCUCAGUGAGACAUGCAAAUACCUUUACCUUCUGUUUGAUGAGGACAACCCACUUCACAAAUCCGAUAACAAGUACAUCUUCACCACAGAGGGCCAUGUCGUGCCUAUAGACAAGCGCUUCAGGGAGAAGCAGUGGAAGGAUUUUUUUCCUUGUGAAGAGGUAGUACUGACAAAAAGAGAGCCAAACAACCGGCCGCCACCUAGCAACAUCAGCAAUUGCAACAGAAUCCCAGAGGAGCGACGGUAUGCUCUGCCGUUAAAGAGCGUCUACAUGAGGCAGAUUGAUCACAUGGUGGGACUUUUCUGAGCAAGAGGAUGCAUGUGGUGACACUGGCAUGAACAGGCCUCCGCCACACCCCCUCAGGUGCAGGUGCAGUGAGAUUAAAAAGGACCCACUGUUGGUCGAAAUCCUCGUCCCGUCUGUCCCACUGCUCAGGAUCCAGACACUAAAGCAAACCUGAGAACGCAGCUUAAGUGAAAGGUGAACAACGUCUCUCAUGAAAAAUUAGAAGAUUGUGUAAGUGAUUUUCAGAUUACUUCUUGGAGCAAGAAGAAAAAAGUCUGUUGAGGUGUUGGUUCAGGUAUGAGUGUGUAUACAUUGUGUGUGUGUUUGUGUGUGAAUGCAUAUUUGAAAUGACAGCUGAGCUGUGAAUGAUAAAAUUGUGUUUAUGGGAACAGUGCCAUCUAGCCACACGUACAUAAAAUGCAUAGCCUAUAAAAACACUCGCCUCUAAAAGUAUCUCUCUAAACAUGAUGAUUAGUGCCUCUUUGCAGUGGAUUCACUUGACUACAUCAGUGCUUUUACAUAAGGGCUGCACAUUAACAGAAAACGGCAGUGAGAGAGAGGUUCAGCCGACUCUUGCUGUUUUAAAGUGCCUUCAGUUUUACUUGGUCUUUCUGGAUGCUGUCAGUGCAUAUUGGUUGUGCACAACGUUGUCAAGUACAUCCGGAGGCCACUGUCGAUUUGCACAAUAGGUGUCAUUCCAUGAGUGUGUACAGUUUUGCACCGAUUAUGACAUCAGUGUAAAGCUACUUUUUUAGACACGACGAAACAAGCCAUAAAAUGUAUUUUUUAAUGUAAAUGAGUGAAAACGUGUUUGUUCUCCAUCAUUGUUCUGUCACACGUGUUUAGUACACGUAGUUUAUUCUUGUUUAGAGUAAACGGAAGUUGUCAUUUGCUGUUUCUGUUUCUCUUAAUUGCACAUCAUCAUACUUUAAUUGUCAUGUGGUGCGAACUCAGGGUUUAAAGGACAAACAAAAAUCAAUGAAUGCUUUCGUAGAUAAUAGAACUCUCUUGAAAUGUUAUCGCCUACAACGUCUUAGAAUUGUCUUAGGUAUUUGUUUUGCAAAUCUUACAACUUGGUUAUCUGAGGUAAAUAACUGAAUAACUGCACUGAACUGAAGUACAGUUGUACUGUGAAUAUUCAUCGUUGUUCCACGCAGACAGGACAAGUGUAUGAUGUCUCCUUAACUGAUGUUGAUUGAGAUAUAUUCUCUGGACUGGUUCAUCUCUUGCCAAACAUCAUGAGUAUGUAAAGCUCAGCAGAGCUUCAGGCUGCAUGGCUCGAUUACUUCAGAGCAUUGGCAUCGUCUUUGGCCUUGGGAGACAGCUGUUCAUUUCUCAAGUGCUGUCUAAAUUGCUCCAGGCCAUGGGAAUCAUAUUUAUGAGUUUUUGAACUGGCUUACGUCACCCCAAACGACUCAGAUUAUCUUUAAAGGAAUAGUUUGACAUUUUGGCUAAUAGGCAUAUUCACUUUCCAGCUGAGAUUUAGACGAAAAAGUUAAUACCACUGGAUCCCAGUCUGGGGCCGUUUCGCAAAAAACGAAUUGUGAGUAUGACUCGCAUGCCAAUCGCAAAUGUUUGUUGCUCAGAAAUUGCAGAUAAACUUGCAAGUCUUGCAGGACAAAAGUAUCUCUAAUCAGUACUAGUUGCUUAGAACUCAUCAAAAUGAUUUGGAUAUGAACUGAUUUCAUUGCAUAAAUUUGGUGAAAUGGGCCCUUGUGUGUUAAAUAUGACAUUACCGCCAGUAGCUGGUUAUCUUAGCUAAGCACAAAGUAAACAGGGGAUCAACUAGGUAGGUUCUGUAACAAAAUCUACCUAUCAGCCCCUUUAAAGCUCAUUGGGUAAAUAAGUACAAAAAUUAACAUGUUAAUUAAUGAUCUUUAGAGGUGCUUGUAAGAUGUUUUUAGUAUUUGGACAAAACUAGGCUAGCUGUUUACCCCUGUUACUAGCAUUUGUGCUAAGCUAAGAUACAACUGUAACCAGCUGUUGGCAGUAGCUUGAAGUGAACAAGUGUAUUUCCCAAAAAUGUCUGUUCCUUUAGUCUGGCUGAAAUUAAAGAUAAGGACUGUUCAAUCCUGUCUUGUUUCAAAAUUCUAGAAAAGGAACCUAAAACAUUCUGUGAAAUUAAUAAAUGACAGAUUAUGAACAAGACAUUGCU
Molecule: messenger RNA, 4180 nt
Organism: Chelmon rostratus (copperband butterflyfish)
Lineage: Eukaryota; Metazoa; Chordata; Actinopteri; Chaetodontiformes; Chaetodontidae
Gene: edem1
Product: ER degradation enhancer, mannosidase alpha-like 1
Exons: 12
Coding region: 130-2046 (638 amino acids)
Biological process (GO): mannose trimming involved in glycoprotein ERAD pathway; endoplasmic reticulum mannose trimming; carbohydrate metabolic process
Cellular component (GO): membrane; endoplasmic reticulum
Molecular function (GO): calcium ion binding; mannosyl-oligosaccharide 1,2-alpha-mannosidase activity
Source: RefSeq, a predicted model, not a curated record